CCUCCUGCUGCCUGUUGCUGGCAAGAUUUCCCCUCAUCCUCACGCGCUGGCUGUUGCCGCUUCACUCCACGCUCACUCGCAUGGCCGUUCCAUCACCAAAUUGCCAUAAAAUGCCAUGUCUCUUCCGUCAUUUUGAUACCUUAUCAAGCAAUAGAAAUGGUCCUCUAAGAGGUCGAAGCUCAGACAUCCUAUAAAGCGGCCCGAAAGACGGAAAUUGGCCAGUUGAAAUGUCCCUGGGCGAAGAUCCCAUUGACUGGACGGUCGACGAGGUGGUGCAGUUCCUGUGCCGGAAUCCUGAGACGCCAUGGGCCCGAUCAUCGUCGCGCGCGCCACGACCCAACCCGGUCACCUUCGAGGCUACUCUUCGAGAGAAUGAGGUCACAGGCGAGGUUCUUCUGCACGAUGUCGAUAAGGAAACGCUACGGGAUGAUCUAGGGCUGAGAGCUCUUGGCCACCGUAGCUCGAUGCUCAUGGCAAUACGAUAUCUGCAGCGGAAUUCCCCAAAGUUCCAGGACUCCAGAACUCUCUUAAGUGUCCCGCAUGAAGACCAAUACAGCUCUGCAGCCCCGGUCUUUCCCCAGUUUAAUUCCCCAUCAUAUCACAUUCCUUUGUCUCACGAUGUGACACCUCAGCGAAAAGCUUUCCAAAAUCCCCGUCUGCAGACCCCUACUGCACCCAGGGGCGCACUCUUGGGGGCUUCUGCAAACGAGCAAAGAUCUGGAACGGCAGAUGAUCGCAGAUCAGAUGGGACGGCCAGUCAUCACGAUGUCACAGAUCAAAAUGAAGGACGCAAGGCUGACUCCGAACCAAAGUCCCCGGAAAGACGCACCCGCCCGGGCGAGGAUAUGGUUGUUGACGGCCAGGGAAGGAAAAGGCGAAAGCUAAACCUAAGUGCCUUGAACCAGGACUCGAAUAACGAUCUUGCCCCAAGACAGGAAAGCAGACCACAAACUGCCAAGGAGUGGUAUAUGGGUCCAGAUGAACUCAAUGUCUCGCAGCUGUUCUACGCUUCUGACUCGGAUGAAAACGAUCAGGAAUUUACCAUGGUUAGCUCCAGAUUCCCGACUGCUCAGCGCAAAUUCGUGAACAAGUCUCUUGGCUAUUCCUACAAACAGCGACCCGUGAAGCUGAACGCUAAUCAGUCGGCCUUGGUUCCUUAUCAACAAUUGACCAAGCAAACAAGCAAACCAUCAAAGAAGCCACUAACCAUAGAUGCAAGUAAGCCGAAGUACUGUACCCUGUUCACGGUCAGCAAUGGCAACGUCACGGUCACCAAGGACGAGCUGCACAAGUGGCCGCAGCUACUCCGAUCUGAGGCUGCGGAGAGCGAGAAGAACGCCGACCCCUAUGAUUACCUCCUACAUAGAUACCCCGCGCAAGACGACGAUGAUCCAGAUACUUACCCUUUAUACGGAGAUUCUGGAUCGGAAGGCGAGUUUGAUGAAGAGACUUGGCAGGAGAUUGAGAACGAACGCCGGGAACCGUUACCACAGCAAAGAACACUGACAUCUGCCGAGGUCAACUCUAUCAUUGACAGUUGCGUUGCAGAGUUCGAGAAUGACUGGCUUCAACAUGGGAAGGCAAAAGAAGAACCUAAGGCACGGAGAAUUUGGCUAGCAGCUAGAAGAGGGAAAUGCACCAAUGAACAAAUCAAGAACCUUACACGCGACAUCAGUCUUCUGGACAGGCGCCUAGGGGUUUUCACCAAAGCAAUCCGGGAAGGCGAAUAUAAUACAUCAAAGGAACUACAAACACAAUGUCGCAGCUUGGAGAACACCGUGACCAAUAUCCAGAAGCAGAAAUGGCGCAUUUCCAUUCUCGAGCAAGAACAGUGCCCCCCGAAGAUCUCUGCUCCUGCGAGGCCAUUACCUCCCAGGCGACAAGGCACUGACGAGGAUGGAGAGUCGCUCGCCUCGGAUUCUGAUGGUGCAUCUACGGGCUCUUUGGAUGACUUUAUUGAUAACUCCGAUGUGCUCCAUGCAAGCUCGACUCCUUCAUCGUCUGACGAUGAUAUCAUUAGCCCUUCUGGUGCAAGGCGGAAAUUCAGGAACCGGAGCGUCACGGCUCGAGGUCACCCUUUUGUUGAGUCCAGUUCUCCCUCUCCUGCUCCGGUUUUUGAAGCGCCAGUAGAGUGUAUUGACCUCACCCGGGAUUCGCCUCUGCCUGAAGACGAUGAAUUCAGAGUGGAGACGCCUCCAUUGAAUCCACCGCAACCGAGGACUCCACAAUCUGAACAUGUCAUGUCUAGAGAUAUCUCUCCUGCACCCAGCCUUCCCCUGAGCGUGUAUGUCGAGAUACCACCUAUCAAGCGAGAGCAGCCUUCCAGGCCCCAUGAGGAGGAUCACUCAAAGUCCCGUAAAGAGAGAUCGGCGAGCCUACCUGACAUCAGCGACAUCGACCGAUUAAAAGAGACCCCUUGGAGGAUGCUCUGGGAGCAUCAGGACCGUCGCAGGCUGUUGGCGAAGCUGAUAAUUGGCCUGGCGGAUGAAGAGCGAAAGAGGUUGAUUGGGAAAAUUCCUAGAUAUGAUGUGUUCGACCUGCAACAUCUCACGCUCGCUGCCUUGAAACAACUAACCAAAAAGAGGGAUACAAUGCCUGAUAUGGAACCUUUGGAGGCAAGCUUGAUCCUGCGCACGGCAUCGCUUUUCGUCUCAUGGAUAAAUUGCACUCAUUAUCGUAUGGCGAAGGGCUUACCAAGGAAGGACGUCAAGCGGGCAAGAUCCGAGAUCACCGGAUUCCCCGAGUUCUAUAAGGAGCUUUGUGCCUGCUUGGAUGCAUAUCAUAUCUGGCAACGAAACAAACAGGGCGAGUCGCAGGAGACACAAUCAGCCCUUGGCGAUACACCUCACAAAAAGCGAAAGAGGGAGGUGAAAGAGAGUCAGACCGCCAAGACGACCCAGGAAACCGCCCAACUUCGUGUUGCAGUCCAAGAAAGUCUCCGACAGAAGCUUGAGCGGAAACUAGAGAGUAUGGGGGUCAGCAAUACGGACGCCACUCGCCAGGCCGUCAGCUUUGGGAACCCUGUCAUCUACUUGGACCCGCAUAUUGGACAGCGGGUCAAGCCUCACCAACUGCAUGGCGUUCAAUUCAUGUGGCGAGAGCUGAUAGAGGACGAAACGCAUCAAGGCUGCUUGCUAGCUCAUACAAUGGGCUUGGGCAAAACAAUGCAAGUCAUUUCCCUUAUAGUAACAAUCGCAAAUGCCGCCGCCUCGGAGGAUCCUGAAAUCAGGCAAAAGGUCCCCAAAGAACUCCUUCGGUCUCAAACUCUGAUUCUUUGUCCCUCGUCGCUGAUCGAGAAUUGGUAUGAGGAGUUUCUCAUGUGGACUCCAAAAGACUCGGCAGUCGGACCAGUGAAUAAGGUGACAAGCUCUGCUUCGCACCCGGAAAGAAUGGACACGCUUGCUCGUUGGAAUGAGGAAGGCGGCGUACUUCUUAUAAGCUAUGACAUGUUCCGGACUUGGGUGUUUAACAAAGAAACAACCAAACGACCCAAGCCUCUCUCGGAUGAGGAGCAUCAAAACAUCAAGAAAUGGCUCCUGGAAGGGGCUAGGCUCAUUGUCGCGGACGAAGCCCAUAAAAUGAAGAAUCCCUCCUCCGCAAUUACCGCUGCAGCCAUGCAAUUCCGUUCCCAAAGCCGCAUUGCACUGACCGGCUCUCCACUGGCAAAUAACCUUGUCGAUUACUUCACCAUGGUGAAUUGGAUUGCAAAGGGAUACCUGGGAGAGUUCUUGGAAUUCAAGGCCAACUUCUUGGAACCUAUUGAGGAAGGGCUGUAUGUGGAUAGCACCUACACCGAGCGGCGGAGGUCACUCGUGAAGCUCCAGGUGCUCAACACCAUCCUCGACCCAAAGAUUAACCGUGCCGAUAUUUCCGUCCUUGCAGGCAGCUUGCCACCCAAAGUUGAAUUUGUGAUCACGGUUCCGUUGACUGACGUGCAGAAAGCGGCGUACAAUCUAUAUGUGGAAUCGGUUCUACGUGGAACAAGUGAUGUUAGCAGAGUUCAGCUAAUGUCGUGGCUCGCUAUUCUGGGACUGUGCUGUAAUCACCCGACUUGCUUCCGGGAUAAGCUGAUGAGCCGAGCCAACGAUGCACAGAGGCUGGACAAAACGAUUGAGGGAGUUGAACCAGCUCCUGGCGAUGAGCCGAUCACCCAGUUAGGCCUAGAUGUCGACAGCCUAGUAGCUGAACAAGAGCGACUUUUCUCCGCUGUCCCUGAUAUGAAAGCACCAGUGUUGUCUUGUCGAGCACAGAUUUUGGAUAGGAUCGUCGCCGAGUCUGUCCGAGCCGGAGAUAAAGUGCUGGUAUUCUCUCAUAGUAUACCUACACUCAACUACGUGGAACAUCUACUCAGAAAGUCUGGGUGGAAAUACUGCCGCCUCGAUGGACAGACACCAAUCGCCAGCCGACAAGCUGCUACCAAGCAGUUUAACCAAGGGUCCGCAGAGAAUGUAUAUCUAAUCUCGACUCGAGCCGGAGGUCUUGGUCUGAACAUUUUUGGUGCCAACCGUGUCAUUCUUUUCGAUUUCUCCUUCAGCCCUAUUUGGGAAGAGCAGGCCGUCGGGCGUGCAUAUCGCAUGGGCCAAAACAAACCUGUCUUUGUCUAUCGGUUCAUUGCAGGCGGCACGUUCGAAGAGAACAUGUACAACAAGGCUCUGUUCAAGACCCAGCUUGCUUUCCGCGUCGUUGACAAGAAGAAUCCAGUGCGAUCAGCGGCAAAGUCUCUUGGGGACUAUCUGUUCCCUGCCAAGGAGGUGCCGGAGACAGAUGUGACGGCCUUUUUAGGAAAGGAUCCCGAGGUCCUAGACAAAAUUAUUCGGAGUGACGCAGACGCCAGCGAACGACUGAUCCGGAAAAUCACCCUGACUGAAACUUUCCAGAAGGAUGACAACGACAAAUUGACCGAGGAAGAGAGAAAUGCGGCCCAGCAGCAACUCAGUGAUGAACGGCUCAAACGUACCGACCCAGAAGCCUAUCAGAGACUGGUUAUCGAAAGGCAACGGGCACUGUUGGCACAAAACUCUUUGAGCCAUCAAACGGGACCUUACAUGUCGCCGUCGUCUGCUCUGGCCUUAUACCCACCGCAGUAUCCUGCACAACCUCCGCGCCCCUAUUAUUCGCGGCCUCCUCAGACCCCAGCUCCGCAGCCAACUGUCCCAGCUAGCGCGCACAACGUUGGCCCUCCUGCUUUGGCGCCUGACACGAGCGUCAUGCAGUCAACGCCAGCAGCCGAUGAGCAACCGCCCUUGACGAUUCCAGGACUUGGAAUGCUCCCGAGAACUCACCCUCAUGCUCAAAGCGAGCCUGUGACCCCAAUCACCAACGUCAACUUUCGUUCAGUACCAGGAAGCAUCCCUACUGGAGUCCCAGCACCGUCGGCACCUGCACAGGACUAUCACAGCCCCACCACCCUCGAACACCAAGAAUCCACCUCCACCGCAAGAGGACAAGCCGAACCGCCACAAUCCUCCGAAGAAAGUAACAAAAACGCUAGUUGCAGGCCCCAAUGAGAAAUACAUCCACCAUUCAUCAGAAUAGAAUCCCUACCCUUUGAUCACCAUCAUCAUCACCCCCUCUUCUUCUUCUUUCUUUUUUCCGCCCUCUCAGUAUUAAUGAAACGUGAC
This is a messenger RNA of Aspergillus ibericus CBS 121593, 5621 nucleotides long. Its product is annotated as putative SNF2 family helicase/ATPase. Gene Ontology annotation, molecular function: ATP-dependent chromatin remodeler activity; protein binding; ATP binding. The record is from RefSeq and is a predicted model, not a curated record. Gene Ontology annotation, cellular component: nucleus. Bases 228 to 5507 code for a protein of 1759 amino acids. Lineage: Eukaryota; Fungi; Ascomycota; Eurotiomycetes; Eurotiales; Aspergillaceae. The transcript has a single exon.